AUGGCUGCGAUGAAGCUACACCGCGGUGUUUUGCGACUCUCUUCGGCGACCACUGCGGUACCAGGAGGGAACCACAGUGUAUCAUCGAAACAAGUUGGCUCGUCUUUCAUCACAUGGUUCUGUGUCACUGCAAGGCGGUUGGAUGUAUUUGAUGUUGAUGAUACUCAGACACCUGUGCCAGAGAGAACAAGAUUUCACAGACAAGAGACCACGGACCUAAUCAGAAUGUAUCCUUAUGUGCGACUUAGGUUAUUUAUUGGAGUAGGUAUUCGAUUCAAAUCACAGGAAGAAGAAAGUCAGGGGCUGAAAGAAGAUGGGCUAUGUACCGCUGACGAAGUCUGCCCUUACUGCACUGCUUAA
Messenger RNA from Fusarium graminearum PH-1, 360 nucleotides. RefSeq lists its product as uncharacterized. The record is from RefSeq and is a predicted model, not a curated record. The transcript has 4 exons. Bases 1 to 360 code for a protein of 119 amino acids. NCBI's taxonomy places the organism in Eukaryota, Fungi, Ascomycota, Sordariomycetes, Hypocreales, Nectriaceae.